AUGGAACAGCUGGCAGCGAAUCCUCCCCCUUAUUCUUCCUCCUCUUCUGCUGCUUCUUCACAUUCCUCUUCUCCCUUUUUUCUGAUUCCUCCUCGCAGCCUUUCCCUCGAGCUCCUCGCCAUAUACCGCCAUGAAGUAUACUUCAUGUAUCCCUUUUUCAACAUGCACUUAUUUGAGGAGGCCCUGCGAAGGCUCUUUACGGUUUCCCCAAUUCCCGGCGUUGCACCUGCGGAUCUCGGUCUCGGCUGCUCAAAAGAGGCGGAUGGCACAACGCCCCUGUUUCAGUGUGCUCUCUUCAUGAUGCUAUGUCACGCGGUUUACUUCUCGGAUCUAGACCAAGAGGACAAGGCAGUUGUUUCCCGCACCUUCUGGAAAUGCGCAAAACGCUUCAUGACGCCGGACCUCCUCAAGAGAAGCAGCUUGGCAGCGGUGCAGACGUUUCUCACCAUUGCUGUAGCCAUCAACAGCUCCCUCCUUCCAGGUGUCCAGAGCAAGAUACCUGCCUUGUUGGCAUCCCGCAUUGCACGAAGCUUGGGUAUUGAUAGCGAACACGAUCAGACUCCAAUGACGGCAGCCGGCCCUGUUCACGACAUCAACAGGCAGGCCUGGUUCUCUGAGACCAUCAAGUCUAACGUGGCCUUGAACUCCAACAUGUUCGAGACGCCUUUAGCCACUGUCCGAUAUGGGUCUUCGUCCGGCAGCGUCGAGCUCAGCUUUUUCAUUGAAUGCGUCCUUCACACGGAGCAGUUGGAGAAGGUACUGGCCGACAUACGUCGGGCUCGCGAGCCCGUUUUGAAGAAAGGUCCAAGAGAUGGCUACAAUAGCUUCAACGACAUCGUUCCCGAGUUGCGCAGGGAUCUCGAGGAAUUCAUUGCAACACUACCUGAAGAGCCCCGAUGGGGCACCUCGGGCUUACCCAGCGAUUGUGUCCACCUUGUCGGCUUUGAGUCGCAAAAGACCUUUUCCAAUGCUAGGUUUAUGCACUUGCGCGCCAUGCUGUUCCGUCCGAUCCUCAUGCAAAUUGGCUUGAACGACCGCCUCCCGUCCGAUAUCGCGGCUGACAACGUCGACCCUCGCGUCAAGGAUAAGACUCUCAUGUGUGCGAUCAACUGCGUCGACACUGCCGUCAACCUCAUCCUUCAUCUGUACCAAAAGUACCUGCUCGAUGUGAAGAGCAACAGAGAAUGGUGGUGGGAUCCGUACCACACUAGCACUGCAGGGCUCAUCCUCGUCAUGUCUCAAACUUCAGAGUUACUAUGGACAAGCAUCCAAGUUAGUGAAGUCCGGAGAGCCUGGACAGCUUGCCAAGACAUGCUCGGCUACGGCGCCACGACCAACCAUUUCUACCGGGAUGCCCUCACAUAUCUAUGGGAUCUGAAUAGCAGUAUCGCGGGAUGCAGCGUGCUCGAGAAUAACUACGAUGCCCUGCCGCGCAUCAAAGGCCAAGAGCCCGUGACCUGGAGCUUUCAUCGGACCCCUUAUAACCAGUUUUUGAAUCCCUGCUCGCCAUUUACGAACUCCAGCAUGGUUCAACACCAGGGCAAACCGCAACCGCCUGGCAAAGCCUUCCCAGUGCCAUUGAAGCCAAGCCCGAAUACAGGUGGCUACGCAGCUCCUUUGGGUUCCGGUGCAGCU
This is a messenger RNA of Trichoderma citrinoviride, 1635 nucleotides long. RefSeq lists its product as hypothetical. Lineage: Eukaryota; Fungi; Ascomycota; Sordariomycetes; Hypocreales; Hypocreaceae. Gene Ontology annotation, molecular function: RNA polymerase II cis-regulatory region sequence-specific DNA binding; DNA-binding transcription factor activity, RNA polymerase II-specific. Gene Ontology annotation, cellular component: nucleus. The annotation marks the transcript as partial. The transcript is spliced from 4 exons. Gene Ontology annotation, biological process: positive regulation of transcription from RNA polymerase II promoter by galactose. The record is from RefSeq and is a predicted model, not a curated record.